CCAGCCUAAGACUUGACAGUCAGACUUUAGGAUGGAAUUAAUCAACACUACUAUGUUACCCGUCAAUGCUUCUUCUGCAGGACAUUUUUAUCCUUCUUCAUUGGGAUUCUUGGAUUUAGUGGGUGCUUUGUUUUUAGGUCUGGUAUUUCUACUUGGAGUACCUGGAAACAUUACUAUUAUCACUUUCAGACCGAAUAUCCAGCAUCUUUCUCCUGUGACCCAAAGUUUGAUGGUGAACCUGGCCGUGUCGGACCUUCUCUGUCUGCUGACUAUCCCGUUUUGGAUCUAUGCUAUGAGCCUCGGUUGGACUCCUGGACUUGUCCCCUGUAAACUUCUAACAUACCUGUCAUUAAUCGGCAUUUAUGGCAGCCUAAUGACAGUGACUUUGCUAAGUGUCCAGCGCUAUCUGGGUGUUGUGAAACAGUGGAAUAUGUUAAAUCGCUUUGGAGCAAAGCGUCUUCUGGUUCUGGUCUGGACGGCCUCCCUCAUUGCUUCCAUCCCUACCUGCGUGCAUCAACAGCUGAUCAUUGAAGACAAUAGAAUACAUUGCCUUUUCCUGUUCACUACUGAACCUCUGGUGAUGGUUGUGCUGAUAGAAGAAAUCACAGGGGGAUUUAUAACAAUGUUCAUUGUAGCUUUUUCAUACAUUAGUGUUUAUAGGAAAGUAAAGCAAGCAGCAUUUUUCAACCAUCCUCAAACAACUAGACUUGUUUCGAGUAUUACUGUGAUCUUCUUUAUCUUGUACUUUCCCUACCAUGUCAAUAAUAUACUGAGUGUGACUGCAAUUUCUCUCAAUAUCAGUGAACUCAGAAAGAGUUGCAAUAUGUUACGGUACAUUUGGGGGUCAGUUGUCAUUUUUAACAGCAGCUUGAAUCCUCUUUUGUAUGCAUUUACUUCUUGUAAUUUGUGGAAGUGUACAGAAAAACGGAUUUGCUGGGGCAGAAAUUCUGGUGUUUUCCAAAGAAAAACUAAUGGUACCAUCUAUGAGGAGUCUGUAAUUUAGUUUAAGUGUUGUCUCCAAUCAGUCUCUUCAGAUUCAUGUUAAUCAUCCACGGCUGUUACCCUCAGUGUAUAAGUGUCUUUGUGUUUUGUCAUGUUUCAGUUCAUUUAUUGACUCUUCCAGUUCUUGACACCAUCAUCAUGUUUUGUUUUGUAGUCAUGUUAAUUGUAUCGAUCUUGCCUCAAAAAUCUUUUUUGUCUUUUAAAAAAAAAAAAAAAUCAAGUACCUUUGUUCAUUUUUUAAUUGUUGCCUAUAUAACUUGAAUAAUUAUUUUCAUCUAGACUCUAGUAAAGAAAAAAGAAAACCAUGUCAAUAUCUAUUUUGACUGCUAGAUCACCCUCCACAAUUUAAGGAAAAGAACCCCCCAAAAAAUGUAAAAGCUUAGAGGUUUCCUCAACUGUUCUGAAAGCUCAGGCAGAAAUUCCUUUUGAUUAAACGGGUUUAUCUCUUGUUUAAAAUCUUCUUAAAAUACAUCCCAGCCCUGUUAAACAGCAGCAUAUUUCAAGAUCUGUAAUCUUAAGAUAAUUUCAAACUUCAAUGUUAAGUUCUACUUAUUUUUCCGUUGGGUACCCGACCAGACAAUUUCCAUUAGACUUUUUGUACAUGUGAGGGUCAAUGCCCGUCAAAGUGACGGUUGCAAAGUGUGUUCAUUUUUGACAAUGAGCACUUCGAAGGACAUUAUCCCGCUUGUACCAUAGUCACUUACUUAAGACAUAAAUAUUCAGUUGAUUUUUAGUACUUUAUUUUUGUUUUUUUAUUUUUUUAAAUCACUUUUUUUUCUCAAAAAGUUGACUUUUUAGUACGUGGUGCUGCACAUUUUCAUGGUGACAGCUGAGCGGGUCCAACCUCGACUGCAGCAGCAAAGGAAAGCGAUAUAUAGGCCAACGUAGGCUUCAGAAGGAAAGUUCUCUUCUUGUUUUUGUUCAGAUGAUUAAGACAAAAAAUGUGUUUUAAAUAUAGUGAUAGAACAGGAAUCCCCAAACUUUUUUUGUGAUGGCCACAUAACUAUGUUCUUCUCUGAUGGGGGCCGGCGUUGGUUUGUAGGCUAACAGAAAAAGUGUAACAAUCAUAGUCUAAACGUAAAGAUUUAUGGUUUUCCAGAAAGUCACAUUUAGCCACAUUUAACUUCAUUAAACUUCUAUAUUAUAUUCACCAAAAAAAAAA
Molecule: messenger RNA, 2164 nt
Organism: Oryzias melastigma (Indian medaka)
Lineage: Eukaryota; Metazoa; Chordata; Actinopteri; Beloniformes; Adrianichthyidae
Product: C-C chemokine receptor type 8-like
Exons: 1
Coding region: 32-1003 (323 amino acids)
Biological process (GO): immune response; G protein-coupled receptor signaling pathway
Cellular component (GO): membrane
Molecular function (GO): G protein-coupled receptor activity
Source: RefSeq, a predicted model, not a curated record